Messenger RNA from Suricata suricatta (meerkat), 714 nucleotides. Its product is annotated as caspase-1-like. The record is from RefSeq and is a predicted model, not a curated record. The annotation marks the transcript as partial. NCBI's taxonomy places the organism in Eukaryota, Metazoa, Chordata, Mammalia, Carnivora, Herpestidae. Gene Ontology annotation, cellular component: protein-containing complex. Gene Ontology annotation, biological process: proteolysis. Gene Ontology annotation, molecular function: cysteine-type endopeptidase activity; caspase binding. The transcript is spliced from 2 exons.
UUUCAGGAUAUGGAAUCUGCACUGCGGGCAUUUGCCGCUCGUCCAGAGCACAAGUCCUCGGACAGCACAUUCCUGGUGUUCAUGUCUCACGGCAUCCUGAGCGGAAUCUGCGGGACAAAGUACAGCUCUGAAAACCCAGAUGUGCUAGCUCAUGACACCAUCUUCCAGAUUUUCAACAACCGCAGCUGCCCUAGUCUAAAGGACAAGCCCAAGGUCAUCAUUGUCCAGGCCUGCAGAGGUGAAAACCUUGGGGAAGUGUGGGUCAGUGACUCUCCUGCGGCUCCGACAGACAGCGUUUCACAUAUUGGCACCAGCCUUUCACAGAGAGGUGACAGCCUGGAGGAUGACGCCAUUCACAAGGUCCACGUGGAGAAGGACUUCAUUGCUUUCUGCUCCUCAACCCCACGUACGUGUCCUUCUGUUGCAGGCAGGGACUGGGGGGCCCGAGACCGGCUCUGAGACAGGCUCCGUGCAACAAUGACCCGAAGCGAAUAUUAAGUGUUGAUGUAUUUUAUGUUUUGUUUUGUCCUGUCUGUUCUCUGGAGAUAAAGAAUCUUUUAGCCCCCUAACUUUCUAAAAUUGUGCUUUUAUUGCAAGUGCUAUGCUUUAUAGUCAAAGGUACACCAAACAUUAAAACCACCUAAUGCAAGAAACCCCCCUGAUCAGACGCCAUUUUAACACAAAUGAUGGAUCCAGGUUUCUGUUAAAUCCAUU